AUGAAGGGAUUACGAAACUUUGCCCCACUAUUGCUUCUGUUGCAAAUACAUACCUCGUGGUCAACACCAAUAUUGGAUGGCGGUGGUGCCAGUAGCAGCAGUGCGGUGGCCACAGCUACUGCGGGUGGUGGUGGUGUAGCAACGGCCACUGCAUCAGCCUCAUCAGCUUCAUCGGGUUUUGGUCCCAGUGCUUACGGAACGUAUUAUCCCACGUUAGUGCAACAAGUUCCCGUGCCUAUUGUCCAGACAUACCCUGUAGUUGCGGCUCCCAUUGGUGUUGGCGGUGCAUUUGGUGGAGCUGGUUUUGGUGGCGGCUUCAAACGUUAUCAUGAGACAUAUACAUUGAAAGGUCGUGGAUUCGGUGGAUUUGGUGGUUUUGGACAUGGCCUUGGUGGAGGUUUUGGUGGUGGCCGUUAUAAGGUUCAUUAUUCCAGUGGCGGUAUUGGUGCAUUUGGUGGAGCUGGUCUCAUUGGUGGAGGGGGUGCUAUUUUAGGUUAA
Messenger RNA from Musca domestica (house fly), 498 nucleotides. RefSeq names its product keratin, type II cytoskeletal 2 epidermal-like. Bases 1 to 498 code for a protein of 165 amino acids. NCBI's taxonomy places the organism in Eukaryota, Metazoa, Arthropoda, Insecta, Diptera, Muscidae. The transcript has a single exon. The record is from RefSeq and is a predicted model, not a curated record.